Cladocopium goreaui is the source of this 2023-nucleotide messenger RNA. NCBI's taxonomy places the organism in Eukaryota, Dinophyceae, Suessiales, Symbiodiniaceae. The record is from the annotation of a GenBank genome assembly.
AUGACCGAGAUGCUGAAAGAGUCGAGUACCUUGGUAGACAUUGACGUUCCCGAGAAGGGUGAAGUCACUGUCUGCGGAGACAUCCACGAGAACCCCUACCUGUUCAAUGGAGACUUUGUUGACCGAGGAUCGUUUUCCGUGGAAGUGAUCUUGACACUUUUUGCAUGGAAACUAGCGUUUCCAAACCACAUGCGCCCGGCGCGCGGCAAUCAUGAAACAAGGAACAUGACCUCACGCUACGGCUUCAAACAGGAGGUCAUCAGCAAGAAUGGUGAAGCCAUGUACGACCUCUUUUGUGAAGCCUUCUGUUUGUUGCCUCUUUGCCACGUCAUCAACCAGCAGGUCUUCGUGGUGCAUGGGGGCCUAUUCUCCCAUGACAACGUCACGUUGGAUGACAUCCGAAAGGUGAACCGAGAUUGUGAGCCACCAAAAUUGCGAAGGCAGUUGACCUUGGCUGCAAGAAUCGGGAUGAUCUCAGCGCACAAGUACAAGAUCGGAAACCUGGUGGAGUAUUGGAGCGACUCCUAUCAACGUUGGAUGCCUUGCACAGUGCAAAAGCUGCAUGAGGAUGGAACCUACGACCUCGAAGUGAAGAAGAACGCAGAGGAAGGGAAAAUGACACUCAGGAACAGCGCUCCAGACAGUGGUAUUUGGCGAAAGCAUGGAACUCAGCGACACCGGACGCCUAGGACCUGGAUCCAGAUCUGGGUGGAUCGCCAGGGCAACAGCAACAUCAAGCGAUUGGAGCGAGAUGCCGAGAACAAGAAGACGCAGAGGUUUCAAAAUUGGACGGCGAAGCGGAGAAAGCAGGGACACCGUGAAGGGAUUGAAGAGAUUGGUGGCCGAGUCAAGUCAAGCCAAGAGCACAGUCGAAAAGAUGGAGGUGGAUCCGGACUACAGGGGACCGGUGUACCCUUCAGGGAGGAGAACCCCUACCUGUUCAAUGGAGACUUUGUUGACCGAGGAUCGUUUUCCGUGGAAGUGAUCUUGACACUUUUUGCAUGGAAACUAGCGUUUCCAAACCACAUGCGCCCGGCGCGCGGCAAUCAUGAAACAAGGAACAUGACCUCACGCUACGGCUUCAAACAGGAGGUCAUCAGCAAGAAUGGUGAAGCCAUGUACGACCUCUUUUGUGAAGCCUUCUGUUUGUUGCCUCUUUGCCACGUCAUCAACCAGCAGGUCUUCGUGGUGCAUGGGGGCCUAUUCUCCCAUGACAACGUCACGUUGGAUGACAUCCGAAAGGCAGGGCUCCUUCCAAUUAAGAGAAGAGUCGGGGUGGCCUUUGGGCCAGACGUGACCGAACACUUCUUGAAGGUGAAUGGUUUGAAGAUGGUGAUUCGCAGCCACGAAUUUAAGGAGGAAGGCUUUAGCGUGGAGCACAGUGGAACACUGAUCACUGUCUUCUCAGCUCCAAACUACUGUGGCCAAAGAGGAAACAAAGGUGCGUUCAUCAGACUUGAUGGCGAGACCAUGACUCCAAAGUACACAAAAUUUGUGCAUGACGGCAACGACGGAGCCUUUGGACCCGAGUUCUUUGGUCAAAUGGUGAAGUACAAGACGCGGUCACCGUUUUCGGCCCUGGGUGGUGUGGGGGAUCAUUUCAGAUCUCCCGUGGAUUUGUGCAAAAACUGCAGGAACGUGUUGCACUUGGAUCUCAACGCCAUCCCCACUGUGGCCAACCCUCCCGGUCGGGAUGGCGGGGACUUGGAGGCCACCAAUAGUUGGCUCUUGGACUACAUGAUCCACGGACAAAGGCGCUAUCUUUGGGAGGACAAUGGCAUCAAUGCCACCAAAGCCUACAAGCUGAUUGAUGAGUUCAUCCAGAUGCUAAAGAAGGCCCAUAAGGCCUUUAAGGCCCUGGCGCCCGAGAAGGACAUCGUCCUCACCACCUUUGAUGCUUUGGCCAAGGAGUUGGAACAGCUUCAAAGGAAGACCCAGAAAGGCUAGAAAUUCCUGAAAAGGUCCAAUGUGGUGAACUGGUGCGUUGAGGGGAGGCUUUCUGACCUGCGAAUAGAUGUUGUAC